This is a messenger RNA of Meloidogyne enterolobii, 516 nucleotides long. NCBI's taxonomy places the organism in Eukaryota, Metazoa, Nematoda, Chromadorea, Rhabditida, Meloidogynidae. The record is from the annotation of a GenBank genome assembly.
AUGACAAGCUUUUCGAAUAAAAUGUUUAUUGUUUCCCUAAUUUUCUCCCAUUUAAUAUUUUUCUGUUUUAUUAAUCAAAAUGAAUGUGUAACCGGAAAUGAUUUACCAAUAGAACAAGCUAGUGGACAUGGAAGGGAGCCUGAAGCAAAAUACGUGACGCUCGAUCAAGAACUUUAUUACAAAAUAAGUUGUGAACCUGUUAAAGGAUACUGUUUGAGAGUUAGUAACUGUUCUGUAACAACUGAUGCUCCUGGCCAAAAACCUUAUUUAAUUAUUGAUGGGAGAGGGUGUACAACAGAACCUUCCUUGUUUGAGCAUGUUCAAUAUGAAGACAACUUUACAGCAGGCAUUUACAACCCUUAUCCAAUCCGUUUUCGAAAUCAAAAAUCUGCUGUACAAUUUAAUUGUGAUACAAGUUUAGUAUUGCUUUCACAGGAUGGAAAGUGUCAACGUGAACGUUGUGUUUGGAAUGAAUACACAAAAGAAGCAAAUGAACAACAACAACAUACAAAAUAA